Molecule: messenger RNA, 308 nt
Organism: Ilex paraguariensis (yerba mate)
Lineage: Eukaryota; Viridiplantae; Streptophyta; Magnoliopsida; Aquifoliales; Aquifoliaceae
Source: the annotation of a GenBank genome assembly
AUGGCUCUGAUGGAUGCCGGAGACUGGAGGGAUCAAACUAAUGAAUGCAAUCCCAGUCGGAAUUAUAGCGAAUCGAUGAUAGGGGAUAGUUGUGGGGAUUGUUCUGGAAAUAGUGGCUCGAGGGGGGGCCGCAAAAUUUGUCGUUGGGGAAGGAAAGGGGCGAGAUUCUCCGUGGAGGUGGGUCUAGUCUCAUUAAUCCCAGAGCAAUCCCAUGAACCAUUGGGUCUUAAUACUAAUGGAUUGGAACUUCAAUCAAUGAAGUGUGUACUAGGGGUGGCUCCAUCCUACUUGAUAAAUCAAUCAAGAAG